Bactrocera tryoni is the source of this 11706-nucleotide messenger RNA. It is a transcript of the gene rho-5, whose product is annotated as inactive rhomboid protein 1. Gene Ontology annotation, biological process: regulation of protein secretion; regulation of epidermal growth factor receptor signaling pathway. Gene Ontology annotation, molecular function: serine-type endopeptidase activity. Gene Ontology annotation, cellular component: endoplasmic reticulum membrane. The record is from RefSeq and is a predicted model, not a curated record. The transcript is spliced from 7 exons. NCBI's taxonomy places the organism in Eukaryota, Metazoa, Arthropoda, Insecta, Diptera, Tephritidae. The coding region runs from base 1049 to 7300 and encodes 2083 amino acids.
AUGCAUGUGGCAACGCUGCCUUUGAUGUAUCGUGAGCUUAUGUUACAUACUUUUGAGGUCAAAAGCUGAGGCGUUCGCUGGACGUAGGAGUAUCAGCGCAAAAUAACAAUAAAUCUAACAAGUGAAAACAGCCUGCACAAGAAAGAAUGCAAAAUCUAUAAUAAAGGAUAUUUAAAUACCUAGGGGUUUGGACACUCAUGUAUAUUGUGAAAACUAAUUAGUUGAAGUAAGCGGUAUGAAAAGGUUCAAAAAUUAUAAUCAAUAAUUAGAACAGCAACUGUUAUUGGCACGCACACACUGACACGUACACACACAAAUCCUCACUGCAUGAGUUCAAAGGAAUAAUUUGCUCACAUAUGCAUUUGCCCACAUAUAUAUUUAUGUGGGUGUGUCAACAUUCGGUUCAACUUAGCAACGUGAAGCCAGCCCUUGCUUAGUAAAAAAAAACUCACACCACAACUUAAAUCGCGCUUAUUUCCAUCCCUUAUACUUAUAAAAUAUUGCACACUAACAAAGUAAGGCAAGAAAUAGCAAAAUAAAUAUAUCGAUUAUAUUCGUAUUUGACGUUGCCGUCGUGCUUAACGUCGUUGUCGUCAGUUGCUGCAGUGUCCUGCAUUCGGUGUUCAGUAUUCGGUCGGCUCGCCUUUUGUUCGCCCAACUGGCGACGACAAUUUUGAUUUCGAACAAACUAAUCACAAACGAAAUAAUAACAAAAAACAACAUAAUUGUAUUUAAUGAAACAUUAAUGCGUCAAAAAAGUAUUUGAAGAGAAAAUAUAUGUUUACGCAUACGGUCUUUUUUUGGCUGGUUGCUACAGACAUGUCUGAAUGAAAGUUUGCAUAAAUAUAGUCUAAAAAAAAGUAGACUUGGUGAAUAGAGUCAUAUUUUUAGCAAUGUUACUAUUGAAGCACAGAACUUUAAGAUUGUUUAGGAGGUGGUAACUUUCAUCGUUUUACCAUAUAAUAAUAAUAAAAUUUUACAAUUAUCACCCACGUGGCCAAUAUGCGUUGAAGACGUUACAAACACUGCCGAACCACGCUACCAAAACAUGAUCUCACCGAAUCCAUCGAGUUGUAUCGAAAAUGAUCAUCACAUUCAUCACCGCACUCAUCACACAGCAACGGCAGGUUCUCAGACUUGUGGCUUUAGCUCGGGAGUUCGCAAUAACCGACGCAUCAUGAGCAACAACAAUGUGUGCGGUGUACGCUGUCGUUCUUUAUUGGGCUAUCAACCGCAUUUGCAGCUUAUCAAUGAUGCUAAUAUUAUGGGCAGCAAUAAUUGCUGCGAUACUGGUGCAUCUGGAGGCCGUUAUAGUCCACAUCCGAAUGAGAUGUUCUUGCAGCAUCAUGGUAAACUCUCAACCCAACCGAUUAAUGGCUUUGAUGAUUCAACAAAUUGUUGUUUGCCGCCACCAUCACCAGCGCCGAAUAGUGAUAGAUGCAUAAUGGGCUUAACAUCACUGCAAGGUUCUCAAAUAUGUGGCGCUUCCAGUAAUGUUAACUGUUUGGAUAUGCAUACGACAUACACUAAUUAUGAUGGCGGUGGCAAUAUUGGCGGUCAAGUACAUCAAGCUAACACACAGCAUUUACAUCAACAUCUACAUACUCAUCAUACAGCACAAUCGCUUUCAUCAUCCGCAUCAACAUUACCGUUGGCUGUUUCUAGCAAUUGCGGCACAAACUUGUCAGAAAAGUACGCAGGCAGCAUGCAACAGUGUUCCAUUUCACCGAAUACUCGAUUUCGCUUAUCAGACCGAUAUCGUGAGGUGUCUACGCCUAAAUCACUGGUUUUGAAUAGCACAUCCACCAUUGGCAGCCAAGGCGCCUUUGCUGCGGCCUCGGGUGAUGUCUCAACACAGCCUUGCAGUGCCGCACGAUACGCAUCUUCCGCACAUUUUUUAACACAAGGUACACCCCUGAUGCCAAGCGACACAUACACAUACCUUUCGUCGACAGUGCAUACGCCUGUAAAGCGCUAUGUGCCGACCCCUCCACCGCCAAACGAACUAUACACUGACAUAUCGGUACAACAGUCUACACUGACGCCGCAAACAUAUGUAAGCAAAUGCACGAACAAUAGCAGUGUGAUCAGUGAAAAUGGCACAACGCAACAUGUCAACACACUGCCUUUCCGCUUACGCAUGAAAUGCUGUGCCAAUGAUUUGGCACAUCCACCAGUGAUGCAGGCAGCUAAUACAAAUACCUCGCACAUGACGCAUAGUCUUGAGCAUCGGCCACAAUCAGUUACCGACUACUAUGCCACAUCUCCGCGUACUCGACCAUCCUUCAAUAUUGUUAACAACAGCAAUAUCAUUGCUAACGGCAUGGGUAAUUCAAAAUGCGCUGGAGUAACAGCAAAAGAUGCUUCCAUUAUCAUCUUACAAGAUCAACAAAUGCCAACAAAUGAAAACUUGGCAUCGCUAUCUCAGUUGCAUAACACAUCUAGCUGUAUAACUUCUGCGUCGACGGCCUGUUCAGCGUCGACAGCUGUGGCGUGCGGUUCGAAUCCUUUAUGCGUUAGACCGUCGACGGCUUCACCACUAUCUAUUGGCGCCAACGGUAUGUAUGUAGUCAGCAACAGCCGCUUGAAUACAAACGGUGUCGCUCGUGCUAAUAACUCAAAUGUGAUAAAUGAUAGUAACAGCCGCAUUUAUACGACGCCUGUCACCCAAAUGGAUGCUAAUUCUGGCGGAAAUAGUGUUGGUGACAGUAUUAGCAACAUAAAUUCUGGAUCCGGUGCAGCCACCACUUGUUUGCAUUGCAACACAGUACGACGUACAACCGGCGUCCAUCAGACCACUCAGACAACAGGCCCGAUCAGCCCAAUACCUAUACAACAGGUACUUGAAGGCAAUAGCGCAGGAGUCACCGGUAGUUGCAAUGGCGUCUUUAUACAGAAUAAGUUGGAACAAACUUCACUUUCACUAACACCAUCCACCAGCGAGUCGCAUAUUUCCCCGCAAUCGCCGUCGGCAAAUGGAGCACCCAAUUCGCGAGUACCUCUUCGAAGUAAAGCGAAUGAUCACAGUACCAAUAACGGAGUUGAGCAAUUGCUACAGCAGCAAGGAGAUCAAAUUUAUGUGACUUCAAAAGCUCUACAUCAUCCAAUGAAUGUAAUAACAGAGGGCACAAUCACAGAGCACGUUAGCAUUACUGGGAACGGUCAAAUGUGCAAGCAGCAGCAGCUUCAACAAGCUUUGAACCUUAAACGGCAGCUACUACAACAUUCGAAUAUGCAGAUGCAUCAUCAACCACAACAGCCCUCACCAAUACAACAACUGCCUAUACCACAACAACAGCAACAAAUUCAACGCUUUUCUCGAAAGAAACGUUUGAGUCAAUACAUACGCAAAGAAAUAGCUCGUUUUUUUGGUGUAGACGCCAGUACGGAAGCUGAAGAGUUUGCUGUUUGGCAAGGCCGUCAAAGGCGUUUAGCCCUCCGAAGGUUUGGUGCGUUGAAAAGCGAGAAUGAGUUACAUAAUGAAAUGAAUAGCAGAAAUACCAGUGAGAUUAAUAACCGCACAAAUUUCUAUAAUGGAGUCGGUGGAGGGACUAAUCAACAAUACCAUCAACAUCACUACCACCCUUCGGAAAGGCCUGAUAUAUUACCCGCUCAUGAUACAGAAGGUGAUGACUUGACAAUCGAAUAUACAUCGCGACGACUCCAUUUCUCAUAUACUGACUUCCAGUUAGGAGAUCAUGUCGAGCGGAAAGCAUCCGUAGGUACAAUGAUUAUGUCUAGUUUAACUUAUAUCGUACAGACACUGAAUAAACGACAUCCACGCCACAACCGACAAUGGUCACGGAGUUUUGCGCAAGCUCAUAUAAAUCAAAUGAAUGGUAUCGAUAACUCAGGUGAUAUUUUUGAAGGCUUACCAGCGCUUCACGAAGAGGAACUAUUUUUCGACUCUUCAGGUACUGAACAAACUCUAAACAAUAGCAAUGUAAUCGGUUUAAAUAGCUGUAAUGGCGCAAAUAGCGGCUCGUUGCAGCAAUCGAACGUUAUGAGACCUGGUGAUGGCAGUGCCACGAUCACGAACAAUAGUGGCGUACAGCUACUUGAACAUCAUCGACAAAUAUACAUGAGUGAACGUAUGCACGGAUGGCGUACUUCGGCUGUAAUGGGUGGUAGUGGAAAACAUGGCACUCCCAACAGCAACGUUGCUACAAAUGGUGAACAAAUAACUGCGUCCAUAUUGCUGCAGCAAGCCACAACCACCAACAUUAAUACCGGUGGUCAACAAUCAAGUAAUGUUUGCAGUACUAGCAUUUCCCACCAGUCCAAUAUGACAGCGAUCGCUGGUAAUAAUGGCAUACCUUUACUGCCAAAUGUACAACCAACAAACGCAACACGCGGUAAUCGCAUAUCGGCACAACUUUUAGAUGGCGUACUCGAGAAUUCGCGUCGCUCAAUACAGCGCAAAGUUAAAUUAUUUACAGUUAGUGAUCUAGACGAUCGUGCGGAUCAUCGGCCAUUUUUUACGUAUUGGAUAAACACAGUGCAGACAUUAGUUCUCUUAUUGUCGCUCAUUUGCUACGGUAUAGGGCCUAUAGGAAUUGGAGUUGAACAAAAAACAGGACAGGUACUGGUUACUAGCCUUAGUUUGCAAACAGUGCAGCACACCGAACAGCGAAAUUUAUGGAUAGGGCCACGAAAUAACGACUUGGUACAUAUGGGUGCGAAGUUUGCUACUUGUAUGCGUAGCGAUGUUCGUAUCAUGGAUGUGCUAAUGAAGACGCGGCGGCAAGAACGUGAAACAGCAUGUUGUAUACGCAACGAUGAUUCAGGAUGCGUACAAAGCUCUCAAGCGGACUGCUCUGUGCGUGGACUAUUCCCAACCAAGUCUAUAUCAACCUGGAAAAAAUGGUCGCCAGGUGAAUCUGGACCAGGUGGUCGCAUUUCGGGUUCCGUUUGUGGACUGGAUCCUAAAUAUUGCGAUGCACCCGCAUCCAUAGCACCAUAUGAAUGGCCAGAUGAUAUAACAAAAUGGCCAAUUUGCCGGAAAACAAAUUCGUUUUCACAACGUUUUCGCUAUAAAGAUCACACCGCCGAACACAUGGUAUGUGAGGUCAUAGGUCACCCGUGUUGCACUGGAGUUUAUGGAGAAUGUAGAAUAACCACUCGCGAGUACUGUGAUUUCGUCAAUGGCUACUUUCACGAAGAAGCAUCGUUAUGUUCGCAGAUUUCCUGCUUAAGCAACGUCUGCGGCAUGGUACCAUUUAUAUCUGGUGAGGUGCCUGAUCAAUUUUAUCGUUUAUUCACAUCACUUUGCUUACAUGCUGGGAUUCUUCAUUUGGCCAUUACUGUCGCCUUUCAACACGUAUUUCUAGCCGACUUGGAGCGUUUAAUAGGGCCUGUCCGCACCGCUAUUGUUUAUAUUGGCUCAGGACUGGCUGGAAAUUUGACUAGCGCCGUACUAGUGCCAUACAAAGCAGAAGUCGGACCAUUGGCAUCAUUGUCUGGUGUAAUUGCAUCCCUGGUUGUGUUGCUAAUACUUAUCCACUGGAAACAUCUACGUAAACCGCACGUUGCUCUUUUCAAACUUAUGUGUAUAACAGCACUAGUUUUUGGCGUUGGAAUACUACCUUGGCAGUUGAACUUUGCAGGCCUGUUGGCGGGCAUUUUUUGUGGGAUAUUCUUAACCAUUGCGCUGGUGCCGUUUGUGAGCGUUACCAAAUAUGGACGAAAAUCUAAGAUCAAUCUUAUAUGGUCCUGCGUCAUCUUCCACCUGUUUAUAUAUUCAGUGCUGUUGGGGAUUUUCUACGUAUUUCCAACGGAGUUAACUUCACUAAAUGUGGGAGAAGUUUUAAAAACAAAUUUGAAUGCUAAUUCAGGCGGUGGCAGUAACGUUGCAGACAGCGUAAGUGUUGGGGUCGGCGUUGGAGGAAUCGGCCUCGGCGGUGGCCAUAGUGGUGAUAUACCUGCUGGUAUCAGUAAUGGCAGAGGGUAUAAUGGCAAAAACAAAUGGUACCAAUCGAUGCAGCAGCAGCAGUAUUACUAUCACCAUCGUUCCAGUGAUAUAAUUACAAGUGGAGUGGAUUUACAGAAGGAACCAUUACAAGUGCAGCAAAAUGAAAUGGGUCCUGUGCCAUCAUUUUAUAAUUAUGCUUACCAUAUGAAUCGCAGCAAUAAUCAAAUGAGUAGCAAAUACAAAUAUAAUCCUAAUAAUAACGGUAAUAGUAAUAACAGCAGUUUCACAAAUUAUUAUUUUGCGAAUAACAUCAAAAGCUUUUUGAACAGCAGUAACAAGUCACACCAUAUAAUUGGCGACAGUGAAAUAUUGUCAGAAAAUGCGCGGCCUGUCGCCAAAAUCAUAGAAGUUGAAGCGGGAUUGAGUAAUCAUAGUAAUAGCAACACUAAGAUAAUCGCGUAUAACAUAAAAAAAAAUAAAAGAACUGGUGAUGAAGAUAUCGGUGAUGGAAGCAAUAACAUUGACAUUGACGUUAUUGUCGGGGACAUGACAGUUGGUAAGCUGCAGUCGUUGCAAACAUUCAACGCUAUAGUCAAUCAGACGCCUAAUUACAGUAGUGGUCAAUAUUCGUUUGGGAAGCAAACUAAGAACUUGAGAUUUGUAGGAGUUAGUACCAAUGGUAACUGCAACAGAAGUAGCAGUCUUAUCUUAGAAAAUCAAGAGCUACAGCUACAACAACUAAGGCUUAUGCUACAUUCAGGACGAAAACAGUCACACCCUAACGGAAAUAAGGACACGAGCUUUUACAAUGAUCGCCAAAAAUUAGAUAAUAUUGUAGAUUCGUUACAUAACUUCGACGACAUUGACAUACACAGGGAACUAAUGUAUAUAGUCGAAGCAGAUACCGACAACAAAGACGAUCGCACAAGAACGCAUGUAAAUCCGGAUGCGAAAACCCAGUUCACCUUCCAUUUAAAUGAUUCCAGCGUUUUUGCGUUCACCAAUGACAAAAAUGUAAAUAAGACUUCAAUCAAUCCAAAAGUCGCAAAAGUUGCCAAAUCCAAAGUUCGUUUCAGCACAAAGCCAUGGCAGAACUUUACGGAUAGUAAACAACAGCAGCUAAAUUUAGUAUCAAAUGUUGCACCCCCAUUUAAGAGAUUAUAUAAAAAAGUCGCAGUAACAGCAUUAACAGAUACAGUAAAUAUGUCACGUUCGGCUACCGGAGAUCCGGCAUCAACAGCUACAGGACCAAGAAGCACCACAUCGUCAUCCACGCUGGAUGAAGCGGAUAAAUUGAAAACAAAAAAUGAAUUGAUGAACAACAAAAGUGCAACAAAAACGACAAAUAGCAACAGCACCAAAAAAAUAACACCAACAAUACAGCAAUAGACGCCAAAGGGGUAUGAGUAUAAUAACAUAAAUAUUUAAAAAUAAUUUCACAAACAAUAGUAGUUUAAGUAGCGAGCAAAAGCUAAAAAAAAUUUCAUUGUAGAACUAACGCUAAACACAAUUUCCAUAUGUUGCACAUGCUGGUACACAUACACGCAUAUAUUUGUACAUGUGCAUUCAUACAGAUAUAUCAGUAAUGGCCACAUUAAGCGAACAACACUCCGAAAUACCAAAAGCAGCUAACGAGCAUUUUAAAAAUAUAUUUAGAGCUUUGCGCGUCGCUACAUGAUCAGUUAUUAAAUUCUCUUUUUUACACAAAAUGGCUUUUAAGGAGACCCUUCAACUUAUCUCUUAUAAGUCGUUUUCGAUUCGCCAUAUCAUAAUUUGCUUAUGCCAGUUAAUUCGUUUAUAUUAGCUACUCGAUUGCCACAUUCCACGGAAACAACUAGAAUAUUGUCUAACACGAUUAGGUGAUUUACAGCUUUGCCAAAGCUUAAGGCAUACUAUUAAUUACAAUUUGUAUACGCUUGAAACAUGAUGCUACAGAGUAUAAUGGUUUUGUCCACCUAACGGUUGUUUAUAUCACCAAAAACUAAUCGAAAUAGAUAUAGGUAUGUUAUAUAAUAUACAUAUACUUAUGUAUAUAAAUGAUUAGCAUGACGAGACGAGUUGAAAUGGUCCGCCUGUCCGUCUGCUUGCGCAAGCUGUAGCUUAAGUAAAAAUUGAGAUAUCAUAAUGAAACUUAGUACACGUGUUCCUUAGCAAAGUUCGGUUCUAUAAAUGGGCGGGAUUAGAUCACUGCCACACCCACAAAAUUCCGUUAACCGAAAUCCAAUAAAGUGCAUUACUGAGCAAUAAGUUAAGAUAGGCACUUGUGGGGUAAAAAUUUUGAACGAUUGGGCGUGCCCCCGUGGUCUUUAAGAUGUUCAAUGUACAUUUAUCCUAAACCAUUCAAGCAAUAAUAAUCAAAUUCACUCAGGACAAAUCCAUUAAGUACCCCUACGUACACUGUUAAAAUGUAUUAUAAAAUAUAUUUUAUAAUGAAUUUGUUGUUGGCUUCACUGCUAUGUAAACUGAUUAGGUUUUAUUAAAUCAAAUAUAUGAAAUAUACAAAUAUUUUAAAAAUGGUAUGCUACUUAAGUUCUUUUUUGUGCAUAGCAGGGCAGGUAGUAAAAAUGUUAAACAGUAACAACAUAAAUUACAAAUAAUACCUAGUGUAGGUUUGGCUAACAAAACGAAAUAGAUAAGAUUCAAGGGUUUAUUAUAUAGAGGUCAGCCCUACCAACUGACUAAAUAACAAUUAUAUUUACAAUUUUUUCCUAGCUUUAGUUAUCGCAAAAAUAUCAAUGACUUUGUUUAAAUCCAGGCUUUUUUUAAUUGCUAUUAGCGAUAAAUGUCGGAGUCGAGUUUGGUAUUUGUUUUUUUUUAUUUUUAACUUGCUAAAUGACCUUUCAGUUGCUGCAGAAGUGACAGGAAUUGUCAUGAAUAAUAACAUUGCUGCAAAAACUUCCGUUAUAUAGUAUUUGGUUCAUUGUUGUGAGAAGUCCAUGCUUGAAUUGGUUUAGGUAAAACUAGGUGGUAAAUAUUAAUAAAUUGAAGUGAAAAACUAGGCCUAUUAUAUCUGAAUAUUUUCUUUGGAAUUCGUCACACUUUUGUAAUAAAGUUGCUUCAUCAACAUGUAAAAAAAAUGUUGGUGUUAGAAAAUAAAAAAAAUAUUUUUUCUCGUUUUGGAAAUCGGUGAUCAACUGCUAAUUCAUCAAAAUGUUUUUUAAUAUUUUCUUGCAGAUUCACUAGCUUUGCACUUGAAUAUUUCGAAAUCAAAUCUAUAAAUUUGCAUCUUUGCUUUGGUCUCUGCUAAAACUAUACUCGCCUCGCCAAAUCGAAGGUCGCAUUUUUGUAAAGUUUUGAAUUCGCAAAGCAACGCAAACUCAAAAUUUAACACUUUUGUUUUAAUACUCAUUGCUUCACUACGCUCAUCUUUAUUAGGGCUCUUUAGAACUAUUUCUGAUAAUGCUUUAAUAAUAUCAAAAUAACGAAGUUUUAUUGGAGACCGGAAUUAAUGUGAUGCAAGUGACUUGCAUUUUUUCACGAUAUUUCGCAUUAUGCAAUGAGCUGUAGCCGAAAUCUAUAGAUUUGACACAAUUUAUUGACUUAACGGACAAUAAUGUGAGUGGUCAAAUCAAAUAAAAUUGAACCACUAUAUUGACCAGUACAAAAGUUUAUUGACAUUAGUUUACUUACUCCUGAUCCAUGUAUUAAUUUUUUAACCGUUCUCUAUAAAAAUCUUAACUCGAGUUCAUAAUAAAUCACUAUCCCUCAAAUUGACAGCACUGCCAACCUACAGAAACAAUUUAAGGGAAAUUCCUAGCCAUAACUUUUGAAUUUCUCUCAAGUGAGUUGUCAUGAUUAAAGGGGCGUUGCAACCUGUCAUAUUUAUUUUGAAAAUGGGAGAAAUUUUCAAAAGUUCUGUUCGAUCGAAAUUUUUGGAAUGGAUUAGAGAGCUUGAGGGUCCCAGGGCACUGCCCCGCCUAGCCCCUGUAUAGCUACGCCACUGGUGAGAGCAUUAUUAGAGCCGGUGUCAAUUGGGCGUGGCAUCGCCUACAUUUAGGUGAAUACCCAUAUCUCAGGACCUACUUAACAAAUUUGAUAUGCGAUAUACAUUAUCUUCACAUUAUUAUAUUCCCAUAUAACUAAAUUUUAAAUUUCAUCUGAUUUAAUGAAUAUAUUGGGAUAAAACAUUGCGCGGAUAGUGUCUUUAAAAUAUGCCAUCUCAGGCCAAAAAAUUGUUAAAAUCGGAACAUAACUUUUCAACCCCCAAAUACCGGAAAUAUGAACCCUAGAGCCUCAGACUGACUUUUAACCGAAAAUAUCGGACAAUAUGUACAUAAUUGAAAUUAGGAGAUUCCUGAUAAUAUUAUGUCUGUAUGCUAAAAGUGGGUUGAAUCGGGUCAAUAUAGGCUGACUUUAUACCGCAUCGGUAUAUCGGCCGAUCAAUGAAUUAUCUCAAUGAGAGAGCGUGUUUUUCUGAUAACGGUGCAUGUAGGAAAUGAGGUGAAAACAUGCCCUAAACCCAAUAUAACUAACAAACUUUAACUUAGUUCUUCCUUACUUGAUUUAUUUCCGGCAUUUGCUCAGACUAAUGUGUUCAAGUCAAAUUAUGGACGUAAUUGAAAAUGACAUUGAUUGUAAAUUGUACUUUUCGGAGUACCUAUAAAACGUAUUUACAAGGGUUGCCUUUUAUAUUUCAGGAUUAUGGAACAAAAACAAAUAUUAAUCAUCGAAAAUUGCUUCAUAGUUUUUUUAGAUAUUCUCCAUUAAAAUUUCUUACAUACAGUAUUUUUAUUUUUACCGUUUGGUACACAAUUAAAGUGUAAAUAACUCAUAAAUUAUGCGUUGCAGGAACAUGAACAAAUUACAAUUUUAAAUAAAUAAUUAAUUAAAUAAAAGUAAAACCAUAACAUCAUGACAUGACGGUAAUUUUAAAAGUAAAUGCUGUUUGUCUAGAUCCAGUCCCAGGCGGUGUACUUUGCGGUAAUCAACGCCUUUCCUUGAGAUUCAUCAGAAAACAUUCGAACAAAAAAAAUGAUUUUACUAGCUAUUCUAGUGCUAGAUUUUGCGGAAAAAUCACCAAUUAUUUAUUUAUAAAACGUCGAAAUUAAGAAAAGUGCUCGAAAAUUCCUUCUGUUUUCAAAAAGCUCUAUCAAGUACCUUGAAGGUUCUAUUUGUUUUUCCGGAUACAUGGAACGGUUCUUGAUUUGUAUACUGAAAAGUAAAAGAACCAGAUGAAAUUUAAAAUUGUGUUAUAUGGGAAGUAGGCGUGCUCUUUGUCUGUUUUCGCCCAUUUUUAAACUGUAGGAAUGUCAGGAUUAUAUUAUAUACCGAGUUUGGUUGGUUGGUGGGCGAUGCCAUACCCAUCACCCAAUUUUUCCAAUUGCUCCCAUAAAACUGUCUCGUGCAAUUGGGAAUGUUAAUUUUAACGUCUCUGAUACAUUCAGGUACUGAUUUAUCUCGCUUUUAGUAGUUUUUGACUAAUCCAUUAUAUGGGGUGUAGAUGUUGUGGUUAUAAUCCGAUUUCACCUAUUUACGUUCUGUGGCAAGAAGUGUCGAAAUGAUAUGUCCUCUGCAAAUUUGGCUGGCUCAGGUAAAACUAUUAUACUCUAUAGUAACAUUUUGCAAAAGUACAAAAAAAUAUGACUACACCUAGCCUUUUAAUAUUACAUAAGGUCAUACAAACACUUACACUAUAAUCACAAUUCAAAUAGACCAGACAGAAAACAAUAUAUAAUUUGUGGUUAAUAAUUAAGUACUUUCACAACGAGUCGGCAGCAUACAAAAUGAUAAUAAUAUGCUCAACUACUACGAGUUAAGAUGAAACUUUCAAUAAAAAGUAAAAUUUGAAAUAUUUA